Molecule: messenger RNA, 1367 nt
Organism: Carlito syrichta (Philippine tarsier)
Lineage: Eukaryota; Metazoa; Chordata; Mammalia; Primates; Tarsiidae
Gene: CCNI
Product: cyclin I
Exons: 6
Coding region: 46-1179 (377 amino acids)
Biological process (GO): regulation of cyclin-dependent protein serine/threonine kinase activity; mitotic cell cycle phase transition
Cellular component (GO): cyclin-dependent protein kinase holoenzyme complex; cytoplasm; nucleus
Molecular function (GO): cyclin-dependent protein serine/threonine kinase regulator activity
Source: RefSeq, a predicted model, not a curated record
AGGUAGCUACAUCAAGCUGGGUGACAUACAGAUCCAAAGGGUAUCAUGAAGUUUCCAGGACCUUUGGAAAACCAGAGAUUGUCUUUCCUGUUGGAAAAGGCAAUCUCUAGGGAAGCCCAGAUGUGGAAAGUGAAUGUGCCGAAAAUGCCUACAAAUCAGAAUGUUUCUCCAUCCCAGAGAGAUGAAGUAAUUCAGUGGCUGGCCAAACUCAAGUACCAGUUCAACCUUUAUCCAGAAACAUUUGCUCUGGCUAGCAGUCUUUUGGACAGGUUUUUAGCUACUGUAAAGGCCCACCCAAAAUACUUGAGUUGUAUUGCGAUCAGCUGUUUUUUCCUAGCUGCCAAGACUGUUGAGGAAGAUGAGAGAAUUCCAGUACUGAAGGUGUUGGCGAGAGACAGCUUCUGUGGAUGUUCCUCAUCUGAAAUUCUGAGAAUGGAGAGAAUUAUUCUGGAUAAGUUGAAUUGGGAUCUUCACACCGCCACACCAUUGGAUUUUCUUCACAUUUUCCAUGCCAUUGCAGUGUCAACUAGGCCUCAGUUACUUUUCAGUUUACCCAAAUUGAGCCCGUCUCAACAUUUGACAGUCCUUACCAAGCAACUCCUUCACUGUAUGGCCUGCAACCAACUUCUGCAAUUCAAAGGAUCCAUGCUUGCUCUGGCCAUGGUUAGCUUGGAAAUGGAGAAACUGAUUCCUGAUUGGCUUCCUCUUACAAUUGAACUGCUUCAGAAAGCACAGAUGGAUAGCUCCCAGUUGAUCCACUGUCGGGAGCUUGUGGCACAUCACCUUUCUACUCUGCAGUCUGCCCUGCCUCUAAACUCCGUUUAUGUCUACCGUCCCCUCAAGCACACUCUGGUGACCUGGGACAAAGGAGUGUUCAGAUCACAUCCCUCCUCUGUACCAGGCCCAGAUUUCUCCAAGGACAACAGCAAGCCAGAAGUGCCAGUCAGAGGUACAGCAGCUUUCUGCCAUCAUCUCCCAGCUGCCAGCGGGUGCAAGUAUGCCUCUACUAAACGCAAAGUAGAGGAAAUGGAGGUAGAUGACUUCUACGAUGGAAUCAAGCGGCUGUAUAAUGAAGAGAAUGCUUCAGAAAAUGUGGGUUCUGUGUGUGGCACCGAUUUGUCAAGACAAGAGGGACAUGCCUCCCCUUGUCCACCCUUGCAGCCUGUUUCUGUCAUGUAGUGUCAACAAGAGUUACCUUCAGGUGCAAGCUAAGAUAGACUACUCUGAGAAUAACAGGUAAAAAACCAGGAAGGGCUAUAGAAGGAUAGGUACCUUUUCAGGCUGAUCUGAAGUGAGCCAGAAAAAAAACCCUCAUUUACUUAGGCGACUAAUUAUAAUUCAACAUCAUUUAAGUGCUUAAAAGACCA